GUUUUGCGCAAUUUGCCGGGAUAUUGCAACGUUAAAUUAGAAGCAGCACUGGCCAAUAGCAGUAAUACGGAGCAGAAAGCACCAAUUUUAGUAAUUGCAUUAAGGCAUAUUGUGGUUGGUGAACGUGCAGCUCUACAGAUGGGUGUCAGACGCCGUAAUUUGAUCUACACAUGCGCAGCACUGUGUCGCGAGCGUCGCGAAGUACUGAAGGAUGUGGCUGUAGAAAAUGGUCUGUUAUCAUUCAUAUCACAAGCAAUAUCAGUGCUAAAAAUCAAAACCAGCUCCGCGCAUUCACACCCUGUGAAAGGCUUUUACUUCAAAAUUUACGCACCAUAA
Molecule: messenger RNA, 336 nt
Organism: Gongylonema pulchrum
Lineage: Eukaryota; Metazoa; Nematoda; Chromadorea; Rhabditida; Gongylonematidae
Source: the annotation of a GenBank genome assembly